AUGGCAGCCAUGAGAGGACCGCGAUUGCAGGUCGGUUCUGCAGCAUGGAUCGCGGAGGAACGAUCUUCGGCUCUGCAGAUUGUUCAAUCUGAAGUGGAAGAGUUCUCCUUUUCGGCGAGAAAUGAGCUGGAGUGGCUCAACGAGCACAUGGCAAGCAUUUUCGAUGAGAACGAAACGAAUAUUGCCGAAACCUUCAAGACCCCCGGAAAACUGCGUGGGAAGACUCCCCGAACGGUACGGAGGAACCCAGAUGAAAGUAGAGUUCCUCUUUCAGACGUUUUCGCCCCUACCCUCAAUGGAACGACGAAUGCUACGGGGUACACUAGUUAUGCUCAGUCAAGAACCUUGCCGAGCACAGUCCCGCCGACCAUUGCCAGAAAGCCGGUCCCUUCGGAGAGACAUCCGGUGACCCACGAUUCAGGAUAUUUUGGAAGUCAGGAGGUUGCUCCCAUGAACAUUCAUCUGGACUCAGACUUUAGCGAUACCCAAGAUAUGCGCAACGACGCCAACUGGCGUGCCGUAACCAAUGUACCAACACGAGACAGCCCGGUCCGAUCACCCAAAAAGACCUCUCAAAUGGCUCGGGAGGAAGUCAAGACGCGAAUCCUUGAUGAGGCCGCGACCAACUCGACAGAAUCUUCCGCACAAGCACACGCAGAAGGUCCCGAAGAAGAGGUAGAUGUGAUUUUCACGUCAACACCGGCAGCGGUGAACACAGUUGCUCGGCCCGAGGCCAUUCAACCGCAACCGCAGGCAUCCGAAUCCAACGUCGAUCAGCAUAUGGAAGAAGCGCAAUCGCCAUCAGAUUUGUCCAGCCCGGUGAGAACGAUGGUUCGAAAAAGCAGCCUCAAUUUUGCGUCACUUCCUGCCAGAGAACCGCUCGCAGCUGGAAAGAGUACUGGGGCACGCGCAUCAAGAACGAGCCAUUUGGACCACAUCAGGACAAGCUACUACAGCAGACCAACGGGAGAAAAGAGCUUGGGCAGCCUUGCGAAACCUGAAAACGGCGAGAGUGGAAAUGCAGACAAGAUGGAUGUUGACGAGGAAAUACCUGCAGAGCAAAACAGCUUGGUGACGAGCCACACGAAGACUUAUACGCAAAGGCUCCAGGAUCAGAUCAAUAUGCUCGGCAAGUCACAGCCAACCAACACGAGCCAGUUGAAACCAGUGUCCAUUGCAUCAGCAUCGCAACAACCAAAGACCCCCGCUUUCCAAUCCCCAUCCCACGUUCAAAGGCCAGCUGUUCAGACCACUCCUGGCGCGUUUCCGGUAGACGAUGACGACGACGAUUGGAUUGAGCCUCCUGCGACAGUCGGUGGCCAUUCCGAAGCUCGACGUGGGCUUCCGAAGAGCUACUCUGCAGAUGUGAUGGAGGAUAUCCAAGGCAAAGAUACGAUUGGGGGGGACGACUUUUGCGAGCGCCCCGCGCAGCAUCCUUACAGCCUUGGACUCAGCAAGUCUGUAUCUGUGUUGACCGUCCCGACCAUGCACUCAGCGGUAGAUCCAGAUUUGCAACUCGCUCCAAGGGCUAUCUCUGUUUCCAACCCGACCUUGGUAACGCAAUCGGAAAUGCCGCAAAUCCGAUCUGAAUCACCGUCCCGACCCUUCCGCGAGAGUCCGCUUAAGCAAGUCAAGAAUAAGCUGUCUUCAAUACUGAAGAUGAAGAGCGCACGAGGUGUGGUUCCUACCGAGGGAAAAUUGAUGAUGUCUCCAUCCGUGAAGCGUUCCGGAGUCCAACAAGACGCUCCAUCGGCAUCGGCUCUCUCCCAGGCGCCACAUUCUCACGGUCUGACCGGACCGGCUAGCCCUACAAAGCCGGUCGCGCGACGGACUAGAGCUUCUGUGGAAAAGGAGAAGGAAGAAAAACGUCGCGAGAAAGAAGCGAAGCGUGCAGAAGAGCAGAAUGACAAGCUUGAGAGGGUCCGCGAAAAGGAAAGGGAGAAAGCGCACAUAUUUGUCCAAGAGCAGGAGAAGAUUGCGGAGAUGGAGCAGCAAGUUGCCUCGAAGAAGAAUGGAGAAAAGCCAGUGAUACGGGAGACACCGAAGCCGACACGGACGAGCCCCCGAAAAGCCAAGGCGGACGAGGACGAGGCUCCCAGAGCUGUUGACAAGGAGAUAGAGAUGGAAGAUGCACCCCCUACAGUGCCUCUGCCGAGUGCAUCUCGGUCUGUCGGACCCAGCCAAGCUGCUGCUCGGAGCAAGGAAAUCAAGCGACCUAUCAAGCCAAGCAAGGAGGCCCAGACCAGAACCAGGCAGGCCCCCACAGUCAUCAGGGUCAACACUGGUUCUCUUCACUCUCAGUACCACCCUUCCAGUAGGGUCUCGGCUGUCUCCCACGAAUCUGCAAGUUCCUCCAGUACCCAAUCGCAGCAUCAAUCAGUCAGCAAGUCGAGCAAAGCAUCGUUGCACGGGAAGCCAUCGACACAAGGUCUGCGUCAUGCCAUGUCUGUCAGUCGACCCAAAGUUUUGGAUUUGGCCGCGAAGAAGAAGGAGCAAGAUGAGCGCGAAGCCCAGCGUCGACGCGAAGCCAAAGCUGAAAUGGAGCGAAAACGGGCGGCAGCGCAGGAAGAGCAACGGAAACAAGAGCAGCAGCGCCGUCAGGAGGCAGAAAGGCAGAAGCAGCAGCAGGAGCGCGAAUUAUCCUCUUCCCAGACCGACAGCAAGACUGCCGCCCAGAGGAAAGCGGCGAUCGAGAAGGCGAAGCAGACGAGAGCUCCCCCACCUGCGGUUCGACCGCCGUCUCGGAUGACAUCCAACCUGCAGCGUUCGCAGGAUGAGACGAGCCGGCCGGUCAAUGCUGUUCUUUCCAACGCCGGAAAAACGGGCACGAAGCGCGCGCUUGGACCGGAGCGAGACGAGCACCAGACGGCCAAGCGUGCCCCGUCGCGAGGGGGUCCGGCGUACCAAGCGACUGAAGCCAAGCGACGUCGGACAAGCGAAGGGUUCGACGGCGAUGGCGAAACUGGACACACGCGCAACAUAAAGGGACCUCCAGUGCGACCAUCCGGUGGCUACAUGAAGGAUAUGCCGGCAAAGUCUUUGUACGGCUACACCAAUGCACCACCCAGCGCGACCCGAGACUUGUUCAAAGCUACCGUCACUGCGCAGCACAACAGUCAUAUCAAGGCGGCGCACCCGUUGGACAUGGCGCAGAUCUCCAAGGGUGCCAUUCCAUUCGCACCCAGCGCUCCUGCCACUGGCUCCUUCAAGACUCCCGCUCGGGCCGGGGCGUACACGGCAAACACGGCGAAGUCAACAGCCAAGGCGGCACCUCGGUCGUCGCCGCGGUUUCAAAAUGGCGAGUCCAUUGAGCUUCCCGAGAUUGAAACGGAUGACGAUGACGAGGACGAGGACGAGUCCCACGGCUUGGUGGCUGCGUGGGCAGAUUCCCCCGACCUUCGACGGGCCCUCAUGCGCCAGGAGACUAUGGAUCCAUCUCAGGUAUUUGGGCCACCGGCACCGCUGAACAUGGAGGAGGUCUUCAGCAAGAGCAAGGACAAGUGGCACAAGUUCCGUGCCAGGACGUCCAGCGCGAACUGGAGCGGCGCCGAUCGACUGACGGAAGAGGAUAUCAGAAAGGACUUGGCAGCGCGCGACAAGCUGCGACGCGAGGGAGGGUGGUCCUACGAUAUGAGCCGGGAAUUGUUAUAA
This is a messenger RNA of Drechmeria coniospora, 3651 nucleotides long. RefSeq names its product inner centromere protein. The coding region runs from base 1 to 3651 and encodes 1216 amino acids. The record is from RefSeq and is a predicted model, not a curated record. NCBI's taxonomy places the organism in Eukaryota, Fungi, Ascomycota, Sordariomycetes, Hypocreales, Ophiocordycipitaceae. The transcript is spliced from 4 exons.